AUGGCAAUAUUGAAGAACGAACUUCCGGAUCCAUCGCAGAAUGUGACCCCCGAGGUCAUUGCUACGCGGAAUCGAGAGAUCGAAAAGCUCCAGGACGAGCUUACGACAAUCAAAGCUAAUGAAAAAAAGGUCCGAGCUGCCUUGUUAACCUUUGAGACCAAGCCACGGCUUUCCGAUCUUCGACAGGAUAUCCAAGAGCUUGAGGAAGAACGAAGUGCGAUUCAAGCGCGGCUGACAAGCCACCGGGGGGAUGAAGUGAACCUGCCCCCAGAGGAGCGAGAAAAGCUUGAACAGGAGUGGAAGCAAUGGCAACGUCAUGCCACCCUCCGUCGUCGCAUCUGCCGGGAACUAUGGGGAAGGUGCACCGAAGUUUUACCUGAAAAUCAGACAUCGAAAGAACUCUGGGAGUCACUGGGGCUUGAAGGAACCCUCCAAUGA
Penicillium longicatenatum is the source of this 438-nucleotide messenger RNA. RefSeq lists its product as uncharacterized. The record is from RefSeq and is a predicted model, not a curated record. Lineage: Eukaryota; Fungi; Ascomycota; Eurotiomycetes; Eurotiales; Aspergillaceae. Gene Ontology annotation, biological process: meiotic strand invasion involved in reciprocal meiotic recombination; meiotic joint molecule formation; homologous chromosome pairing at meiosis. Gene Ontology annotation, molecular function: double-stranded DNA binding; recombinase activator activity. Gene Ontology annotation, cellular component: condensed nuclear chromosome; DNA recombinase auxiliary factor complex. The transcript has 3 exons. The coding region runs from base 1 to 438 and encodes 145 amino acids.